This is a messenger RNA of Ostertagia ostertagi, 468 nucleotides long. The record is from the annotation of a GenBank genome assembly. NCBI's taxonomy places the organism in Eukaryota, Metazoa, Nematoda, Chromadorea, Rhabditida, Trichostrongylidae.
AUGACCCAGUCCGUCCUGAAAUGGUUACUGUCGUCCCUGUUCGCCGUGGGCCUGAUGGCCGGUGCACAGGCGCAGGAACGUGGCACCAAGGAAGAAGCCAAGGCGCUCAACGACGCGGCCUACAAGCACAUCGAGAAGGUCGGCGCCGAGAAGGCAUUCAAGGACUUCACGUCCGACAAGGCCAACUGGACGAAGAAGGACCUCUACGUGAUGGUCUACGACGGCAAAGGUGUCGCCCUGGCGCACGGUGCCAACGAGAAGCUUGUCGGCAAGGACAUGUCGGCCGUGAAGGACGCAAACGGCACCCCGAUCGUGACCGGCAUGGUCGCCCUGGCGGCCAAGGGGGGUGGCUGGUUCGACUACGACUGGCCCGAUCCGGUGACGAAGAAGAUCAUGGCCAAGUCCACCUACGCCCGCAAGCUGCCCAGUGGCGACGGCUUCAUUGGCGUGGGCAUCUACAAGCAAUAG